UUUUGAAGUCCGCAAAAUUCAGUUUUCUUUUUAUGACAUGAUUUAUGCAACAGCAGUCUUAAACAUGACCUCGCGCUAACUUUAUAACGUAACCUUACGCAAUGGCGAGCGGCUCUUGAAAGCAGUGAAUGGCAUAAGAGAGAGAAUCAGCUGCUUAUUUGACGCACUGUCAACACUCAUGAUUCAUCUAGAUCUCUGCUGUUUGCACGAAUCAUAUGCGCCUAAACCAAACCAAUGCGGUAGAACUGACAAGAACUCAACUCCGUUUUUUUUUUAUCUGUAGCAGCUUCUGUGUGAAACUCCACUAGAGUGUAAUGUGUGUAGUGUGAGAGAGAUCCGAGUGAGCGGGGAAGAUGCCGUGCACAUGCGGGAACUGGAGGAGGUGGAUUCGGCCUCUGGUGGUGGUGCUCUACAUCCUGCUUCUUUUGGUUGUUCUUCCGCUGUGUAUAUGGGAACUGCAAAAAUCAGAGGUUGGUACUCAUAAUAAGGCAUGGUUCAUCGCAGGGAUAUUUGUGUUUAUGACUAUCCCCAUCUCGUUAUGGGGGAUCCUGCAGCAUCUGGUACACUACACCCAACCUGAGCUACAAAAACCUAUUAUCAGAAUAUUAUGGAUGGUUCCUAUUUACAGCCUGGACAGUUGGAUCGCUUUGAAGUAUCCCAACAUUGCCAUCUACGUAGACACAUGUAGAGAGUGCUACGAGGCCUAUGUCAUCUACAACUUUAUGAUCUUCCUUCUCAACUACCUGGGGAACCAGUAUCCUAGUCUGGUGCUCAUGCUGGAGGUCCAGGAGCAACAAAAGCAUCUGCCCCCACUUUGCUGUUGCCCACCGUGGCCCAUGGGAGAAGUGCUUCUGUUGAGAUGCAAACUAGGAGUUCUGCAGUAUACGGUUGUGAGACCGGUCACCACAGUCAUUGCUUUGAUUUGUCAGCUUUGCGGGGUCUACGAUGAAGGAAACUUCAGUUCAAAAAAUGCCUGGACAUACCUGGUUAUUUUCAACAAUCUGUCUCAGCUUUUUGCCAUGUAUUGUCUUGUGCUGUUCUACAAGGCUCUGAGAGAAGAGCUCAGUCCCAUCAAACCUGUGGGCAAAUUCCUUUGUGUCAAGCUGGUGGUGUUUGUGUCAUUCUGGCAAGCUGUGUUCAUUGCACUUUUAGUGAAGGUUGGUGUAAUCUCAGACUCUCACACCUGGGACUGGGACAGUGUGGAGGCUGUAGCUACAGGUUUACAGGACUUCAUCAUCUGUGUGGAAAUGUUUUUGGCAGCCAUUGCCCAUCACUUCAGCUUCACUUACAAGCCCUACAUACAGGAAGCAGAGGAAGGUUCCUGCUUUGAUUCCUUCCUGGCCAUGUGGGAUAUUUCAGACAUACGGGCUGACAUCUCAGAACAAGUGCGCAAUGUUGGGAGAACAGUCAUGGGUCGUCCAAGGAAAAACUAUUUUGGCGAAGAGGCAAACCACGAUGAGAACAGAGGACUACUGUCAGCUGGUUCACAGGAUGCCGCUAUUGAAUCGUCCUCCACUCCUCCAUCACCCAAGGGCCGGUAUCAGGGAAUGGGCCACACAGUAACCCCUCAUUCCAUCUCUGCUCCUGCUAAUCUUGGCUGUGUACCAUGGGAAGGAGAUGUUGAUGAUAUCCCUCCUACAGUUAUAUCUGACGAUCACACAGCCCAACAGGACUCAGACUAUGCACCUAUCAUUUAGCAUUACAGAGUUUGAGCUGCCAAAGCUAUUGUAGUUAAUGUGCGUUAGUAUAACGUGCAUUGGCUACCAUAUGGAAUAUAUGCAUCCACUGUUAACUCUUUGUAGCGGUGGUUAACGUGUUCAGAAAGGCUCAGUGCAGAUUCGGUAGCAAGAAGAAACAUGAAGAGCAGUGUUGGUCCUCAUUUUAUAUCUCCGUUUGGUUUUAUUUUGUUGGAAACCUGACCAAAUUGGUUUUAAACUGACCUUAGAGUUAAGCACAGUAAUUAGUGUAUUCAGUUCAUGGUACUUUUAAGACAGCUUUAUGAAUGUUUACUCUAAAGCCCAAUGUAUACUUCAGUUUUUUAUGGGUAUACAACAAUAUGUGCACAGCUGCUUUUUACGCAGGCUUUGUAAAGUAGCUAAUCUUCAUUUGAUAGAAUGAACACAGAUGCCAGACGCGUGCACACUGCAAGUUUUGCUACAUCAAUUCAAGCAAGUGUCUAAUGAGGAAAAUGAUGGAAGAACUAGUUGAUUCAACCUGAACCUUCAUCAAAAGCAUGACGUGAGUAGGAUGUUUAUAGACCUUUUUCUUAGAACGCAUAAUUACCCAUUACGCUUUGCUUGUAUGAGCAAGGAGAAUGCUAAGAACUUCCGGUCGGGAGCUGAUGCGUAUAAACAGUCACAUUUGGACAGCUUUAAAACGAUAGUUUUAAUCAAUUUUAAUUGCUUUUAAUGUCUUUGAACUAAUCCUGCUGUCGAUAAGCGCCACCUCCUGGACUGAUCACUUUUAAAAAAUGUGAUCUAGGAUGGAAAACAGCUGGUGUGAGGCAAUUUCCCCUUGUUGUUAGACGGCAUUUUGUGUCAUUUAAAAUGAAGCCUCGUUAUCACUAAAGUCAACAUUUUCUUUUUCUUUUAAACAUAUAACCAGCCCAAACAAAUGUUAAUCACCAAAAUGUUUGACACACAAAGGUAGCCUUUACUGUUCCACUGACACAUUGCUUAAACAAGUGUCACAAAGUGAAAAUAAAGUGACGUUUUGAAAUGACAGAAAAACACUAACUAACUCAACGAAACAUAACGGCUCCCGAUUAGAAUCAACAUGCAAAUCAGCCAGCAGAGUAUCAGUAACAAACUUUUAUUGGUCAUUUUUUAAAUUGCAUGACUUGCAUACCUGUUUCAUGCCAGUUAUCUGGUUUGCUCUAUAUACGUUUUUCUCUUGCACUUGAAUUACAUCUGACAGAUAAUAACGACUUUAACACACACCUUUCAAACUUUCAAAGAUGUAUGUCACAAAAACACUUCGUAAUCCACUCAAAACGCUGUUGAAACCCAUUUUCAAAUCACAAAUGACCUAUUGUAAACGCUGUAAACGGAAGUUCUAAUCAUUCUACCGGAAGAUGCUGGUCGCUAUGACCCCUCCAUGCAGCAGCCAAGAAAAAGGUCUAUACUGUGCGUGUUAAAAGUGAGGUAUACUUUGGGUUUACAGGGAUAGAUCACCCAAAAGAAGUUUUUUUUUUUCACACUCUGAACUUGUAACUCUUUCUUCUGUUGAACACUAAAGUAGAUACUCUGAAGAAUGCUGGAAACAAUCAGCCAUUGACAUCCAUAGAACACAUAAGAAAUUAUUUGAAUAGUUGAAAUGACACAAUUCUUUAGGUUUUAUUUUUUUUUGGUUAAAUUUGUAAACUCAAUCGAUUUGUGUUGGGACGACAAGAAGUAAUUGUGUAGAACACAGCAUUUUUUAGUGUACGAACAAAUACAAUGGGAGUUAAUAGCUGAUUUUUCCAACAUUCUUCAUUAAAUCUUCCUAUGUGUUCAACAGAAAUUCAAUUGGAGGAUGAGGAUGAAUAAAUAAUGACAGGAGUUAAAUUUUUUGGUGAACUAUCCCUUUAAGAAAUACAAUGUAUUAAUAACACUACAUGUUUUUACAUUUUCAGUACUGUCCUGUGUUUUGUUCUUAAUGUCUUUUAAUACAUGACAUCUGUUACUUUCAGGUUUUUCUUCUGUAAAUUGGAAUCAUUUCUUUGUUUUAUUAUUUUAAAAACAGCACUUUCAACAUGAUGGACAGUAAUUUGAAAUUGCCAGAAUGCCAUGGAGAUUUGUUCAAUUUUGUCUCAGCUAAAUAUAUAUGCAUGAUCUAGAAGAUAGAGCAACUACAUCAGCUCUAAAGCACAACAUACUGAAGCAGUCAUAUCUCUGCUCGCUAUGCUUUAGAGCUUAGCAACUUCCUGCAGAGAAGCUCCAUCUAAUAACCUCGAAACAUAAUUGGCUAUGCCAUUAUUCUUUAUUUCCAUUUCUUUAGUUAUUUGCAUUCUUAUAACAAAAUUGGUUUUGGUUUAAAACUUAAUUCAGAAACGUAUAGAAAAUAUAUAAAAUACUGAUUUCACAUUCACAUCGGGAAUAAUGCAAUGUUCUAAAUAUUAGCCAAAGUCAAUGUAUGGCUCUUAAAACAGUGGUCUCAAACUCAAUUCCUAGAGGGCCACAGCUCUGCAGAUUUAAGCUCCAACCAACUCCAAAUGACACCUGCUUAAUGGUCUCUUGUAUUUUUGAACACCUUGAUUAGUUGGAUCAGCUGUGUUUGAUUAGGGGUGGAGCAAAGCUGUGCAGAGCUGUGGUCCUUCAGGAAUUGAGUUUGAGACCACUGUUUUAAGAGCAAUAAAAGUUUAGUUCUACACAAAAAAAUAACUGCCAUCAUUCCUCUCAUGUCAUUCCCAACUUAUAAGAAUAAGUCAAAUUUUCGAGUAACAAGUGAAAGUAUUUUUAAUGAAACUUUAGGAAGUAACCUCUAUUAUUCUCCGCGUACGAGCGGGCACAGCCAUUUGAAUCAUUUUGGCACAAGACUCCGGUCUCAUUCGCUUCUAUUCAUUUAUAGACAUUAAAACAGCUCGUUUUGCUGCUUGAUGUUGCUUACUGACAUUUUCUCAUUAUAUUAUUGCUUUGUCUGUAUAAUCAUGCAAACACUUCUUUGUAGAGCGAGUAGUUUGACCGUUUUCUGCCGUUUAAUAUUCCCAGUCAUUUCUCCUAUAGACGACUGAACCGGAAAUUCUAUAACAAUCGCAAAAACAAGCGCACUUCCGCAGUUUAGAAUAAGGUCAAUAAUGGCCCUUGCUUAUCAAACAAGUUUACCUUUUUUGAUGUGCUCUGUAUAUGAGAUCGAAGUUUAUAUGUGAACAAAAGUCUAAAUCAGGGGUGUCAAACUCAGUUCCGGUCACACUGGACUUUUCUUCCCACAGACUUCCAUAUAUACGCAAGCGAAUGCGUCAGACGAGCUUGGUGAACUCUGACCUGCAAAAUCGCAUCACUUGACUGGGUGAGACGAAUCGAGGAUCAAAACAUGACCUCUAUGGACAGAAAUUUAAAACAUGGACCAAUCGCCCGCUUUUUUUAUGUCUAAUUAUCUUGUUUAAUCCCGCCCCUUUUCACAGUGCCGACAACAGAAUUUCGCAUUAUCAAACUCUAGUGUGACCGCAGCUUUACCCAGGGGUCACCAAUUUAGAUGUCCCAGCAGGGUUUAGCUCCAACUUGCCUCAACACACCUGCCUGGGUGUUUCAAGUAUACCUAGUAAGACCUUAGCUUGUUCAGGUGUGCUUGAUUAGGGUUGGAGCUAAAAUCUGCAGGACACCGGCCCUCCAGGAACAAGUUUGGUGACCCCUGCACUAACCUGUAGGUUUCAAACAAGCCUGAAGAACUCAUUUAGUGUGAAGGACUCAAGCCUGAAGGACUCACUUAGAUGUGUUCAAUAAGGGUUGGAACUAAACAGUGCAGAGCUGCAGCCCUCCAGGAACAGAGUUUGACACCUGUGGUCUAAAAUUAAAUUAAAUUGAUACCAUAGUUAUAAUGUCUCUUCCGAAGACUUGGAUUAUCCCGCUUGAUUCAUUUUGACUGCAUCUUCAUGAGCUUUCUGAAGUGUGAAAAUUUCAGUGCAAUAUCAUGGCAAUAUUCAUAUCGUUUUUUAAUUUAGUUGCACUCACAUUUGUUUGUUUUAGUUUUAUUAUCUCCUCCAGCAGUGAUGGUUGGGUUUAGGGGUGCGGUUUGGGGCCACACCUUAUAAAAAUCACAUGUUUUUGUACAAAUAAAAUCGCCUGAAUUUGGACAAAUUAGCCAAUAUUUUGACAAUAGGUAACAGUUAAGUUUCCUCUUUGAGAUUGGGUUGGAACGUUUUGCUUACGAGAACUAAAAUUCAAGUUUCAUUACAAGUAUUUUCAUGAUUUUAUAGGCUUUGAAAGACUUGAGGUUGAAUAAUUGAUGGCAAUUAGUAUUUUUGGGGGGAACUUUCUCUUUAAAAAAGUCUUUUUUUUUUUUUACUUCUGUUUUCGCUAUCUGUCCUCCAAAUUCAGCUGCACAUGAGCUAUAAAUGAUAUAUAGAAUUACUGCAAGAUCAGUUUGUUCUGUCAAUACAGAUGUGGACCUGUGGGAAAUAGUCCCAUUUAUUAGUUUUGAUGAACUGUCAUAAGUCUCUCUUUUCCAUUGAGAGAGAUGCACCUUUUGCGAUGGUUAGUACGGCCGUUGCAUUGCCUUAUCUAACAGUGGUUAUCACAGAUAUUAAACUUCACAUGAAAAUA
Molecule: messenger RNA, 6239 nt
Organism: Danio rerio (zebrafish)
Lineage: Eukaryota; Metazoa; Chordata; Actinopteri; Cypriniformes; Danionidae
Gene: tmem184c
Product: transmembrane protein 184C
Biological process (GO): transmembrane transport
Cellular component (GO): membrane
Source: RefSeq, marked validated